CCCAUUCUAUCUCUCUCUCCCUCUACCUCUCCCUCUCUGUUCUUGAAUACAUCUCUCUUUCACAGAUACAUCUCUCUCUAUUUGGGAUAAUCAUUGUUCAUUAUCCACAAGUUUUAGGUUUUGGAUUGAGGUUUCAAUGGCUGCUGAGGACUCAGAUUGCUUUACCCAAUUUGUUUCGGAAACACUUGAGACAGAUUCACUUGGGGGUGAAGCAAAAAGUGUCGAAAUUGGACUCAGACAGAGCGAAGCUGAACUGGGUUCGGGGAAGAAGAUGAAGAUAAGGGCUGAAAUCGACACGUCAGCGCCUUUCGAGUCUGUGAAGGAGGCAGCGAGUCGAUUCGGUGGAAUCGGUUUCUGGAAACCCAAUUCCCACAAGCCCUCUGAAUCUUCUGAGAGAAUUUACGGAAGGAUAAAACUCCACCGGCAUUGUUUUUCAACAUUGUUAGUCCCUAGCCUAGACAAAGGAGGAGGAUUAUGUGUUAACCAAACAACCAACACAUCAAAGUCCUAUCAGAUUUUGAACAUGAAUCUGAAUAUGAACAUGCAGCAAAGAGAUUGGCAAAAGCUUCCCCUUCAAGGCCAGCGGGAAUGAAACUGCUUAAUAGAUCACAAGAAGCAGGAAGAAGAGCAUUUUGUUGCUCCAGCUGAUACCUGAACUUGGCAAGAGAACGACUACCUAUAUGUUUAAGAAUGAUAGUGUUCAUGGUCAAUGGGAAAAAAAUGAGCUUAAGGUUCAGGAUUCUAAGACCCUUCUCUUUGGUGACAAACCCGUCGCAGUCUUUGGUAUGAGGAACCCAGAGGAGAUCCCAUGGGGUGAAGCUGGAGCUGAAUAUGUUGUUAAGUCCACUGGAGUUUUUACUGAUAAGGACAAAGCUGCUGCGCACUUGAAGGGUGGUGCAAAGAAGGUUGUCAUUUCUGCUCCAAGUAAGGAUGCUCCCAUGUUUGUUAUGGGUGUCAAUGAGAAGGACUACAAGCCAGAUAUUGAUAUUGUUUCCAAUGCUAUCAACAAACCAUUAACAUUAUCAAUAUCUAGCAUUGGAAACAUUAUUAUACCCAGUGUGUUAGUGUUCCCCUUCAAUUACUAUGCAUUUGUCUACACCAUUAACAUUUGUUGUAUACAGUUUUUAUUUAUUUAUUUAUUAUUAUUAUUUUAUUAUUUUUUAUGGUUAAUUGAUGGAAUGCUUUCGAUAUAUUUCAGGGAGGAAUUUAAGGAUGAGGAGAUGGUUGAUGUGAAGUCAUUACACAUCCGAAACUUUCUCUAA
Molecule: messenger RNA, 1262 nt
Organism: Camellia sinensis
Lineage: Eukaryota; Viridiplantae; Streptophyta; Magnoliopsida; Ericales; Theaceae
Source: RefSeq, a predicted model, not a curated record